UUUAACGUUAAUACACCUAUCAUGGCAUCAUCUUUUUCUCUUUCAGCUUCUCCUUCAUCUUCUUCCUCUAAUCCUAUUCUGAGCCCUAUAGUAUCUCAAGAAGAUUUCAAAACCUUUCACAAUAUAGACCGUAUUAUUUACACCAGGCUUGUUUAUUAUCUUGAUUUCGACCCUAUAAAGUCCAUGCAAAUCAUGGCUUUAUUUAUGUGGCUAGAAAGGGCUAGCCAUGCUAGAUAUUUUGUGUACCAAAUUUUGUAUCUUCCAGAUACCGUAAUCAAUUCCUUGGCUAAUGAAGCUAUUCUUUGCUUAAAUUGCCUUGGAAACGAUCAGUUUAUGCUUUCUUCAAAUAAAUCUAUAUGUGAUAACAUUCCUCUAUUCCAUUCCUUUACUAAAACUAAACUUACUCUUACUUUUUUCCAUGAAAAUAGACUUGUCAUCCUUCCUGCUGUUUCGAAAAUUGUUAACCAAGUUUGCGAAAGGGCUUUCCAGGAUAUUUUUGUACAAGCAGAGAAGUUGAAGUCAGUAGUUGUUAGUACUUUUAGUGACGGAAAAAAGAAAGUUUUUGAUUCUUAUGGUGGAAAUUUGAUUUACGGCCCUUAUAAUCAUCAAUUGGGUAAUUUAGGUUUUAGUAACAAUUAUCGUUCGCAGGGGAAUUAUGAUAAUAUUGAGAUUCAGAAUCAAAAACAGAUUUUGAACGAUGAAAUUGCAGAUUUACUGAGCCAUAUACAUAUUUCUAGUACUAAUGAUGAAGAGAAGGAUAAUAGUAGUGUACCAGCUGAUGAGAGGACUAUUUUCUUGACAUUUUCUAAAGGGUAUCCGAUUUCUGAAGCUGAACUGGGAGAUUUCUUCAUGAGAAAAUAUGGAGAUUGUAUCGAAGCAAUUCAUAUGCAAGAAGUACUGGGAGAGGAUCAGCCACUAUAUGCACGACUUGUCGUUUAUUCACCUACGAUCAUUCACGUUGUUCUCGAGGGCAAGAACAAAGCAAAGUUCUCCAUUAAUGGAAAACAUGUUUGGGCUCGAAAAUAUGUUCGAAAAAACCCUAGAUCGUCAUUGUCGCCACCGCAGCCAGCUUCUCCUACAUCCCCACCACAAAGCAUGAACUGUUAAACAAUAAUUAAUUGAAGUUGUGUGUGUUUGUUUUUUAUUAUUUUGCCCCUUUUUAUUAAUGAAAUAAAUCUAUUGUAUGGGAACGAAAUGCUUUUA
Jatropha curcas is the source of this 1203-nucleotide messenger RNA. RefSeq lists its product as uncharacterized. NCBI's taxonomy places the organism in Eukaryota, Viridiplantae, Streptophyta, Magnoliopsida, Malpighiales, Euphorbiaceae. The record is from RefSeq and is a predicted model, not a curated record.